UUCAAAAUUGAAUGACUGUCAGUGCGCUUUACAAAAUCUUAUUCAGAUUACUGCUGGACCACUUGUAAUCUUUUCAAGUUCACCUGGUCUAGGCCAAUUUACAAUUUGGUCAACUCAAGCUUUAACCGGAUUAGUGAAAGCCACAUUGAUUUAUUAUCCAAACUUAUGCUUAAAUUAUAAUCCGAAUGUUUGGAUGGAAAAAUUGAUGUUGUUUUCACAUGUUAUUCAUGUUCUUCAUCGAUUAUUACCGAAAGUCUUUCUAAUCGAACCAAUCAAUUUCGGCUCAGCUGAAUUAUUGAUACAAUUAAGCAAAUAUAUUACAAAUGAUGAUGACUCAUUCAAUUUGGACAUUAUAUUAUCACAUUUAAAUCUGUUAACAUUAAUUCUAAAUAAAUUGCCAUCAGUACAAGCAGUGCUAUCGUCAACAUCUUCACUGUUGGAUGUUAAAACAAUGACACAAGAAAAGGAGAAAUUUCUUGUCAUUAUACAAUAUGGAUUUAUGAAUUUAUUUUUAGCUGUUGGAAAAGUUUGGUUAUGUUCUACAUGUACAAUUGAUUUAAAGUAA
Molecule: messenger RNA, 565 nt
Organism: Schistosoma turkestanicum
Lineage: Eukaryota; Metazoa; Platyhelminthes; Trematoda; Strigeidida; Schistosomatidae
Source: the annotation of a GenBank genome assembly